AUGCUGGCCGCGGCAGCCGCCUCGGCGACCCAAGGCCACGUUGAGGCAUUCAAGGAAGCACCCCCGGGCAUCAGCUACAAGAUGGCCAAAGCCACUCACCCACGGUCAUCAGCGAAGCUGGCCAAAUCCAGCCAGCAUGUCGAACGCCUCCACGCCGUGCAUGGCGGCCACGGUACCAAGUUUAAUCCCAAGUCUGCUGCGGCAAUCCUCGGCGUCCACCAGCGCGCCGCUGGCGGGUUCGGCUACGAAAACAUCACGGCAGCCUCUGCAUACGGGACUCAGUAUGCUGUCGAGGCGCUCUUCCACGGUCACCGGUUGCCGCUGCUCAUUGACACGGGAAGCUCCGACACGUGGGCCGUGCACAAGGAUUUCCGUUGCGUCGACUACUCGGGCGAGUUGCUCCCCCAGAAGACGUGCGCCUUCGGCGAGGCCUACCCGGAGACGUUUCAGUAUGGCCGCACCAAGCCGGAGAUGCACAUGUACAUCCAGUACGGCGACGGAGAGGUCGUCUCGGGGCCCAUGGGCUUCUCCGAUGUCACGGUCGGCAACAUCACGGUCAAGAGGCAACAAAUCUGCCUGGCGAACACCACGUACUGGUACGGCAACAAUUACACCAGCGGACUCCUGGGGCUGGCGUUCCCCGCCCUCACGAAUGCUUACCUGGGCGAUGCCUCGGACCACGAGCCCGGCACCCAAGUGGAGUACUCGCCCUUGUUCACCAGCAUGAUAAACCAGGGCCUGGUAGACCCGGUCUUCAGCAUCGCCAUUGAUCGCAACGCAUCCAGCGGCAUGCUUGCUUUCGGCGGGAUCGCCCCGGCAUCCGGCUUGGAUCUAAGUAGGACGGCGACGAUGGACAUGGUCAUCACCUCGGUGCUCGACAUUCCUUCAAGCUCCACACAGUACUCUUUCUACUCGGUUAUCCCGGAUGGCUGGUAUUUCGACCAGACGACGAAUACCAAGAAGAUUCCGUACAUUGUUGACAGCGGGACGACGCUCAACUAUCUUCCCCCGAGUCUCGCAGACGCCAUCAACGCUGCAUUUGAGCCGCCUGCUGUCUACAUGUGGAUGUAUGGCGCCUACUUCACCUCUUGCGAUGCCAUAGUCCCUCAGGUUGCGGUGAUUCUAGAUGGCAUCAAGUUCUUCAUCAAUCCUGUCGACUUGCUUUACCGCACCAUGGUCGAUCCGAUGACUGGUCUGUGCCUGACCGCCAUUUCGAGCGGAGGGACCGGUCCGUACAUUUUGGGAGAUGCGUUUAUGCAGAACAGCUUGGUGGUCUUCGAUGUUGGCCGGGCCAAGAUGCGCUUCAUUCCCCGACAGCACUACUGA
Molecule: messenger RNA, 1326 nt
Organism: Thermothielavioides terrestris NRRL 8126
Lineage: Eukaryota; Fungi; Ascomycota; Sordariomycetes; Sordariales; Chaetomiaceae
Exons: 3
Coding region: 1-1326 (441 amino acids)
Biological process (GO): proteolysis
Cellular component (GO): fungal-type vacuole
Molecular function (GO): aspartic-type endopeptidase activity
Source: RefSeq, a predicted model, not a curated record